UGGCACCAAGUUAAAAGCCAGAGGCUAGAGGGAAGUUUGUAUGUUUUUGUAUAUUUGGUUAUAAGCAGGCUUCUGAAAAUUGUGGGACAAGUUCUAUUCUCAGUGUUCUUAGCUUUCCUCCAUGGGCUGCUGUUGGUCUUCAGUCCAUUGACUAUUGCAGUUUGUACUUGCAGGCUCAGUGCCAGACCAGGAAUUGGAGGCAUCCGAUCUCGAGUUGGGAUCCAGCAUAGUCUUCUUAGCCAGCCGGCUCGCACAGCCACCUUCCAGCAGAGAUUUGAUGCCCGGCAGAAGAUUGGCAUCUCAGAUGCUCGGCUCAAGCUGGGUGUCAAAGAUGCUCGGGAGAAACUUUUACAGAAAGAUGCUCGGUUUCGGAUCAAAGGAAAAGUACAGGAUGCUAGAGAGAUGCUGAACUCACGAAAGCAGCAGAACGCUGUGCCCCAGAAGCCCCGUCAGGUGGCUGAUGCCAGGGAGAAGAUCAGCUUGAAGAGGAGAUCCCCUGUUACCUUCACAAGCCCACCCAUUGGGACGGUGACACCUGCUCUGAAACUCACCAAAACCAUCCAGAACUUAUAUGACCUAGAUGAAGAUGAUGACGUUGCAGCACCUGUUCCUACAAAACAGAUGAAGUUUGCAGCUACAGGCAGCUUUGUCCAUCACAUGACUGGACUGAGCAGUUCCAAGCUGUCCAUGUCCAAGGCCCUCCCUCUCACAAAAGUGGUUCAGAAUGAUGCCUACACGGCUCCUGUUCUUCCCUCCUCUGUUCGAACCAAAGCCUUGACCAACAUGUCUCGGACGCUGGUAAACAAGGAGGAGCCUCCCAAAGAGCUGCCACCUGCUGAGCCUGUGCUCAGCCCCUUGGAAGGUACCAAGAUGACUGUGAAUAAUCUGCACCCUCGAGUCACGGAAGAGGACAUUGUUGAGCUUUUCUGUGUGUGUGGAGCCCUCAAGCGGGCACGGCUGGUCCAUCCUGGGGUAGCAGAGGUUGUCUUCGUGAAGAAGGAUGAUGCAGUCACUGCGUACAAGAAGUACAACAACCGAUGUCUGGAUGGGCAACCCAUGAAGUGCAAUCUUCACAUGAAUGGGAAUGUCAUUACCUCAGAGCAACCCAUCCUGCUGCGGCUGAGUGACAGCCCCUCGGUGAAGAAGGAGAGUGAGCUGCCUCGGCGGGGGAAUGCUGCCUCCUCUUCCAACCCUCCUGCUGAAGUGGAUCCUGACACCAUUCUCAAAGCUCUCUUCAAGUCCUCGGGGGCCUCUGUGACCACACAACCCACAGAAUUCAAAAUCAAACUUUGAGGAGGGGAGUGAGGCAGCCAGAAACAGGGCAGAGGAGGGUGGCUCUGUUUCCCAAGGCAAAGCUUGUGACCAAUGGGCCGUUGGACUGAAGCCCCCUGAGCAAGGGUCAAGGCACCAGGGAGUGCUUCCUCACUGGACGGGACCCACCUUUCUGUAUUGUUCCAUACCUUGCCCUUCUGUGGGUUACAUUUCUAUCGUAUGUUUCCUCUUUCCUCCACUCAUCAUGGUAGGCUGUGUUUGUACGCGUGUCUCCCCUCCCCUCGGCCCCAAGCUGAUUUCUUCCCUAGGAAUGGUGCACUGUUUUCCUGGGUAGCCAUGGGACACAGAGCACUGGAGCUGUUGGAGAGGCUGCUUUUUUGUUGUUGUUGUUUGGUUGUUUGGUUUUCAGGAGUUUUCUUGUUCUGUUGAAGUUUUACAAAGAAAACAGAAUAAAGGUGACCUCCUGCCAUUUGGUGGGCAGUAGAUCAGCUGGGAGCUGCAUUAGGUUACUGGCUUCUUGUCUUCUCACUACCAUCAUCAUCAACCUGACUCCUAAUGUGGGGAACUCUGUGAUGGGGGCAGGUAGGGUGACUGUGUUGCCAGUUCCUGGCUGCCUGUGUUGUCCUGGGCAGCUCAAAAGGAUUUCCCAGGGUUCAUGUUCCCUUGUUAGAGUAGUGCCGAAGGCCCUGGCCCAGUUCUGUGCUUCCAGAUAGGAGCACAGUCAGGGACCUGUGCCUUUAGCCCUCUUUGUUCUCACCUGACAGGGCAACACUACAGCCUGGUUUUGGUGCAGGUACCAGCUCCAAAUUAGUUGGGCCUUUUUCUAGGUUCUGCCCCUAGGCUGCAGCACAGUGGGCUUUCAAGAGAUUGAUUGAGUAGGAGCUGUUGGCUACCUCUAGCUAACGCUGCCUUUCUGGCUUCACUUAUCUACAGAACAGCAGUCAGGAUUGCCCAAAGGAAAAAUGCCACUAUGGCAUUGUCUCUGUUAGUGUAAGUGACCUACACUGCCAUGAGUGGUCUGAGAGUAGAGUCGGCCUACCAGGCAAGCUGGUGGGCUAUUUUCUACAGCAUGCUCCUAGGCUGUUAGUGCAGAACUAUGGAACUUAGGCAGGUGCUGAGUGUCAGGCAGCACCAUUUCAAAGCUGGGCAGUAGUCCUCUGACAAUGGGAAAAGGAGAUUCUAAGCUCUUAUAGCUGGAGCGGGGUUCUAAGGGCACACACAUCAGUAAAGGAAGCCGAGACACUAUGACCCUCUCAAGGCUAGCCCAGUAAAGAGAACUUCAAUUAAUUUAUCUUCUCCUGGAGUUUGAUCUGCCCUGCUUGAAGUAUCUAGUUUGAGCCAACAUCAGUCAUUUAGCUCUGAGGGUGCCCAGCCAAGGGAUCCAGGAAUGGCAUCUGGGGUGCUCCAUUCUUCUGUUCAAAGAAGUCUGCUUCUCUUAAACCCUUCUAAGUGGGUACAAACUUAAACCCUUCUAAAUGGGUACAAACUUAAUUCAUUUCAGCAACUAGAAGACAUUCCUCCAUGCUUCACCCUUCCUGACCCAAGAGAACACCCGAAGACACUAGGGCCUAACUUUUCUGCCUGUGGGAACAGUUGGCACACUUUCUGCUUUGUGUAGAGUAGGGAUGGCCUAGACCUUUCGUGGUUCCCCUGCUCUUUUUGAACCAGGCAUGCUCAGAACAGCACAGUUGAACUGAGUCAGCCUCCUGGCUAUGUGCUACUUUGUGGGGGUGAGGCUGGAGGUGGGGUAGGGUGGGGAGGGCGUGCCUCCCCUGCAUUUUACAAUGUCUCCUUGGGAAACAGAAAAGGUGGGCCAACCCUCAUGCCCCUCCCCUCCCUUGCAUUACUUCUGUGUGUCUUGUUCAGGAGAGAAAGACAUUGCGGGAUGGAGGGGCUUGUUACUUUCCAUUUCUCAAUAAAUGUUUGUUAUUCCUAA
This is a messenger RNA of Cricetulus griseus (Chinese hamster), 3208 nucleotides long. Lineage: Eukaryota; Metazoa; Chordata; Mammalia; Rodentia; Cricetidae. The record is from RefSeq and is a predicted model, not a curated record.